GAAAAUUCGCACCAGGUGUCAAAAGAGUCCAGGACGAGGUCCUUUUGAGUCGGUCAUUGAUUCACAUGAAUGAGCUACACGACCUAAAAGGAUAGGUUGAAUGGUACUAGAAUGAUAUCGGCCGUCAGAUGCGUGGACCCGACGUGUGUGGGGGAGGAAUUUUAACCGCUUGGGGGAGAGGAGUGAAGGAACAGGAGGAGAAAGUAAAUUGGUGCAAGCAAGCUAGGUGCGAAAGAGCAGGGGAGGCUCCAAAAAGGGGACUUGGGUUCGGCGUAUAAACAGAUAUAUAGCUUCAGGAAAGAGUCCAUCAGGGAGAAAUUAACAGGGGCGUGCGUGAGAGAGAGAGGGAGAGAGGGAGAGAGAGAGAGAGAGAUCUUCUUCUUCCUGGUUCUUGCAGUUGCAGCAGCUUUUUGGAGGUGUUUCUGGAAGAUAGACAAGCUCAACAACAAGGUCCAACACAAGAGACCGCUGCAGACUGAGGAAGCGUAUAAAACUGGAAGAAUAGUAAUGCGACUGACAUGGGGAAGAGAGGGAGUUGGUUUGCUGCUAUCAAAAGGAUUUUCGUAACCAAUUCCAAGGAGAAACCAACCAAUGACACAAAGGUAAAAGAAUCGAAAGGAAAGAAGAAAAAGGAGCCGAGACAACUGAAGUAUGGAGAGAGGAAGUCAUUCAAGAUUCCGCUCUUCAGAGAGCCUAGCAGCAUCGAGGAGAUACUGGGAGAAGCCGAAAGAGGGCACGAUAUUCUAUUUCAGCCUCCCACGCCUCCAGAGCAACUGCAAACGCAGUUGAUUGUGCCUCCUCGAGUAGCUUCAACAAGCAAUCCGUCUCAAAGGGCUGCUUCUCCUAGAGUUGUUUCUCCGAGAGCCACUUCACCUAGAGUUGCCUCACCAAAGGUAGCAUCACCGAGAGCUGCUUUGCCAAGAGUUGGUUCGCCUAGAUCUACCUCCCAAAGAGCUGCUUCGCCUCGAGCUGCUUCACCAAGACCUGCAUCUCCCAGGGUUGCUUCUUCCAGAGCUACUUCUUCUAGGAGCUUUAAUCAUCAGAAGGAAGUCAUUGUCCAACCAGAACUGAGCAUACCUGUCCAGCUUGCUUCAGCUAUUAAGAUUCAAGCUGCCUUCAGAGGGUAUAUGGCAAGAAAAAGCUUCAGAGCUCUAAGAGGCUUGCUAAGACUUCAAGGAGUCAUAAGAGGGCAGACUGUCAGGCGACAAACGAUGAAUGCCUCAAAGCAAAUGCAUCUUUGUGUGCGAGUUCAGUCGCAGAUUCGAUCUUGGAGGAUUCAGAGGUUAGAAAACCAAGCACGGAAUCAAGCUCAGUACAAGAACGACAAGGAAGUGGAAAGCACCUGUGGCAAAUGGAGCCUAGCGUCUGAGGCAGGUAACAGAGAGGGCUGGGACGAGACCGUGCACACAAAGGAGGAAAGAGAGGCGAGGCUUCAAAGGAAGGCGGAGGCAGCCAUCAAGAGAGAGAGAGCAAGGGCUUACGCGUACUCUCGUCAGUUAUCGAGAGCUAAUUCUAGAAUGGCUCAAACAUCUCCGGCAGACAUCCAAUCAGGCGUAUUUCCUUGGUGGUGGAACUGGAUAGAACGACAACUUCCCUUGUCCAAUCCGGCUGAAAACCAAUCCGUGAAGAGUUUCCGCCUCACACCACCGAGGCGAAACUCUGAGCCAAAGCCGAGUCCAAGGAUACUCUCUAGCAACCACAAGCUUCAGACACCUGAUAAUUUUGACGCCACCACACCAAGAUCAUCGAGAUCGAUGAUGGUUUGGUCAUCAAAGCAAGGACGGGCGACGCCAACAGGAACACCAAGGACCAGCAGUCCAAGCAUAAGCAAAUAUUCGAUGCCAAGAGCUAGCGAACCCGUAUCUCCCUUUGGUUUGCCGAUGAGGGAUGACGAAAGCCUCACUAGUUGCCCGCCAUUUUUGGUCCCAAACUACAUGACUCCAACCGUCUCUGCCAGAGCAAAAGCAAGAGCUAACAGCAAUCCUAAAGAAAGGCGUCCGGGCACUCCUAGCAGCGAAUCUAGCAGGCGUCUCUCGUACCCUUUUACACGAGGAAUCGGAUCAGCAUUUGCUUGGAACAAAGGCUCCGGCUCUCAAAACGCCUCAAACAAUGAUCAGCACGACCGGCAGUCCAUCGGGAACAUGAGCAUCGGUUCGACCGCGUCUUCCAUGGUUGGGAGGAAGCCAUUUAACAGAUUCGUGUGAUUCUUCUUCAACAUAAACUUACUCCUUUUCCUUUCUUGGCAGUGAUGUUCCUUUUUAAUUCCUUCCUUUUGCGCUGGAGUGUAUUAGCGUUGCUGAGUGACAAAACAUUGAUUGGUAGUAAGGAGACAAUUAGGAAAACCAUGAUGUUUGUAUGUAUCUGAUUCUGAGAGAGGCUUGCUGCACACUGAUUUAUUUAGGUGGAUAAGGGGUGGUUUGAGAUUACUAGUCUAUGUAUUGUAUUUGCUUUACAAUGGGUUUCCUUGCACUGUGCAUAUCGAUCUGGGUAUUUUAUUUCA
Messenger RNA from Eucalyptus grandis, 2500 nucleotides. Its product is annotated as protein IQ-DOMAIN 14. The record is from RefSeq and is a predicted model, not a curated record. Gene Ontology annotation, molecular function: protein binding. The coding region runs from base 519 to 2204 and encodes 561 amino acids. The transcript has 7 exons. Lineage: Eukaryota; Viridiplantae; Streptophyta; Magnoliopsida; Myrtales; Myrtaceae.